CACAUCGUUCCUCUACUCUGUGUCUCCUGCCCCUUCCCCCCUCUCACUAUUUUUCUCCCCAAUCCGUAUUGACAGACAAUGGAGGAGAGUACCAGUGCAUCCAGCCAAUCAAAGAACUCAGCCUCCACGAUCGAUUUUGAUGACCUACCGCUCCGGCUUCUCAAAUCCGAGAUCAUCCCUCCGGCUCCGACCCGAUUUGAGUCCGCAAUCGACUGGUUGCCGGACUUUUCCGGGUACUCCUGGGUCGCAUACGGAGCUUCCUCUCUCCUCGUGAUCUCUCACUUCCCAAAUCCUCUCUCCGAAGACGAAACCUCAAUCGGUCCCAUUUUGCGGCAAGUCUUCGAACUCUCUGUAGACGGUACAGGCACUGUAUCGGCAGUCUCUUGGUCCCCGGUGUCGCCGUCGGUCGGUGACCUCGCCGCUGCGUUGGAUAAUUGUAUUGGAUUGCUUUCGCACAUUUCAGAUUGUUCUAAUGGUUCUUUUUGUUGGAGCCAGACUGCAGUUCUUGUGCAAUCUACUAAGGUGGAGGCCAUUAAAUGGACGGGUUCAGGAGAUGGGAUAAUUUCGGGUGGCGCUGAGGUAGUCUUGUGGAGAAAGAAGGGCAGGUCAUGGGGUAUGACUUGGAAGUUUAGACCAGAACUGCCUCAAGCUCUGGUUUCUACAACCUGGUCCAUCGAUGGACCUUCUGCAGCCGCACCUUUUCAACAGCAGAUUAGAGGCUCGUCCGAAGCAAGCAAAUGUGUCUUUGUGUUGCUUAGAGGUGGAAAAUCCGAAUUUGUGAAUGCUGAGCUACGCCAUCCACUGCCAGUUUCUAUGAUUCAAUGGAGGCCAAUAACAGGAAAGCAAUCAAAGAAGAUUGAUAGACACCCAUUGAGGCAGGUCCUGUUAACAUGCUGCAUGGAUGGAAUUGUAAGGCUAUGGAGUGAGAUUGAUGAUGGGAGGCUCAGAAAAGUUGGCAAGGACAAGAAUGAUAAGAAAACUGUGUUGCAAUCUUUUCGUGUUGCAGCUGUAAUUGAGAUAAACCAGGUACUGUGUGGAACUCUGGGCUCUGAUAUAUUUGUGAGAUGGGCUACCGAAAUUGAUGGUAUAAUUAGUAAUUGUAAUGGGGUUAACCAGUAUUUUUCUUCAGAUGAGGAUCAACAGGACAAGUCUGGCAGGUGUGAGUGGUUGAUUGGAGUUGGUCCUCAAAUGCAGGUGACUCUCUGGGCUAUCCACUGUCUUGAUGACGUUACCCCAGUGAGAUUCCCACGAGUGAGUUUAUGGAAGAGACAAGAAGUAAUUGGUCCCAAAGUGGGAACUGGUAGUAUCCUUCUUGAGAAAGUUGUUAUAUUGAGGAAUCAAGUCUUUGCUCCACCAGACAUAUGCUCUUUGGUUCACUUAUUACCUUCUAAUUCUUUAGCCUGGUCACAGUUACAUAGUCAAAUAGCAAGUUCCUGUUGUGCUGGUGGAGUGCUGAACAUCAACGGUCAUUCGGGACAAAUUUUACAAGUGGCAGUCAAUCCUUAUGGGUGUGAAUUUGAACUUGCUGCUUCUUUAGAUACUAAUGGUCUUCUUCUAUUUUGGUCAAUUUCAACCAUUUCUGAUUGCAUUAUGGGCCUUCCAACAUUGAAUCCUGCAUGGAAACUUUCUGGGAAAAUUGUACUGCAAGAUUCCAAUCCCAAAUACACAAGCAUGAGUUGGGCACCUGCUGUAUUAGAUGAAGUGCAGGUUCUUCUUGUGGGACAUGUUGGAGGCAUUGAUUGCUUUGUUGUAAAUAUCUCCAACAAUGAAGAUAAGAAAUUAUCGUUUCACAACUUAUGCACCAUCCCUUUUACCAGUUAUAGUCGCGAAGAAGGGCCGACUACUGUCUAUUCAAUUCCAUUGCCUUCCACUUGGAAGAAAACUUCACUUUCUAAUAAUUUUAUGCUGUUAGCGAUAUGGAAGGAGGUCUUUCAGGCACUAUCAUGGACAGUUACCAUCCAUUCUUGCGAUUUGUCUGGAAGCUGCUGUGGAUGCAGUUUUGAAACUACAAAUGCUGCCAAAAAAAGCACAUGGAAAGUUGAAAGUAAUAUAGACGGUAAGAGAUAUUUUGUUGCUUUUGAUCCUUGUUCGUCAGUAUUUCCAGAUCCGCACAACCAUGAUCAGGUUACAAGUUUUGCCGUUGUCUGUCCCACUAGUUUUAUUCUGACUGAUGAAGAAAAAUCGGCUUACUAUAAUGAAAUUUGCAGCGGCUAUUCUGCUUAUCACAUGGUUACUGGCUGCUCUAAUGGUAGUUUGAAACUAUGGAGAAGUAUGCCGAAUAAAGACUCUCACACAUUUUCACUGUGGGAGCUUGUGGGUAUGCUUGCUGCUCAUCGAGGGCCCAUCACGGCAAUAUCUCUAGCUGGUUGUGGUCAAAAGAUUGCUAUCACUUGCCCUGAAGAUCAGUCGAAUACUUCUAGCACUCUUCAGGUUUGGGAAUCUGUGCACUCCACUGGUAUUGGCAGUUUUAUGCUAGAAGAUACAUUACUUCUUGAUGGCGAGGUUAUUUCUUUAAGUUGGUUGCAGAUGGGAGAUGGUAAGCUAUUACUAGGAAUCUGCUUGCAAAAUGAGUUGCAAGUUUAUGCUCAGAGGUCUUCUGGUGGUCAGAAUCUGGUGAAACCAGGAAAAGCUUUAGAAAGAAACAUCUGGUUUUGCAUUGCUUCUGCUAAUACUUACCCUGCUAUUUGUGACUUCUUUUGGGGUCCUAAAGGCAGAGCUGUGGUUAUUCACGAUGAAUAUUUUUGCCUCUUUAGUCAAUGCUUAUACAUGUCCAAUAAGAAACAUCAGGCUAAGUGCCUGCAAACUUGCAAGAGCGAUGCUCUUGAUUGCAAUAGUGGAUCAGAUAAACAUAUAAUUACUCCAAUUUUUGCAGAUCCUGAAAUUUGUGAUUCAAAAAAGUUAACAGUAGAAGAAAACGGCAAGAAAUGCCUGUCCAGGCUUUCCAUGAAGUUAGACUUGAAAAAUGAGACUCUGUCAAGCGUGUCUAUGGAAAAAUUUACCAAGAAAUACGAUUCAGGUGAAAAAUCAGGUUUCUGGAGUAUGUUAGAUGUGGCAGAGAAGAUUGGUGGAUCUCUGCCAUUAUAUCACCCUGAGGCACUCCUGAUGAAUAUAUGUUCAGGUAAUUGGAAACGCGCAUAUGUAGCACUGCAGCAUCUUGUGGGAUAUCUUACUUCUAAUGAUGCUUCUGCGAAAAGGCAUUGCCUUAUGGAAUCUAGCCGAGUUAUUCCACCUGUCCCCUUUUCAGAUUAUCUUGAAGGACUUAUGUCAGCAAGGUCAACUGAUGAAAAAUUUCAAUGGAGUGGAGAUGCUUCUUUAGUGACAUCAUCUUUGCAGCUUCAGAAAGACUUGACCCAAGUUACCUACAGUUGGGAUUCUGAUGCUUCAAAUGGUACAUUCAAUUCAUCUAGGACAAGAUCUGAACUUAGUGGUUUUGCAGAACAAGUGGAGAAGUUUUAUUGCUUAGGGGCCGUGACCAAUACAGAGAAGGUGCAAGUUCUUGCCAUUAUUGAUCUCCUCCAGGAAGUUAGUAGCCCAAGUUCUGUUUCUGCAUAUGAAAGUCUUGAUGAACCUGGUAGAAGGUUUUGGGUUGCUAUAAGGUUUCAACAGCUAUAUUUUAUCCGAAGAAUUGGUAGACUGUCAUCCAUUGGAGAGAUGGUUGUUGAUUCGAGGCUGAUUGGAUGGGCAUUCCACUCUGAUUGUCAAGAAAAUUUGUUUGAUUCUCUUUUACCUAGCGAACCAUCUUGGCAAGAUAUGAGGAAUAUGGGUGUUGGAUUUUGGUAUACAAAUGUAGGGCUGUUGCGAUUGAAGAUGGAGAAGUUGGCAAGACGACAAUACUUGAAGAAUAGGGAUCCUAAGGAAUGUGCACUUCUUUAUAUAGCAUUAAACAGGCUUCAAGUUUUGGCUGGUCUUUUUAAAAUCAGUAAAGAUGACAAGGAUAAGUUGUUGGUGGGAUUCAUUUCACGCAAUUUUCAGGAGGAUAAAAAUAAGGCAGCUGCUUUGAAAAACGCUUACGUCUUAUUGGGCCGGCAUCAACUGGAGCUGGCUAGUGCUUUCUUUUUGCUUGGCGGUGAUAUUUCUUCCGCUAUUACUGUUUGUGCAAAAAAUCUUGGGGAUGAGCAGCUUGCACUUGUAAUUUGUCGCCUUGUUGAGGGGUAUGGUGGAUCAUUAGAGCGUCAUCUAGUAUCAAAGUUUAUGCUUCCUUCUGCAAUUGAACGACGCGACUACUGGCUUGCAAGUUUUCUGGAGUGGGUAUUAGGGAAUUAUUCCCAAGCUUUUAUGCGCAUGCUUGGUGUUCAAAUGGAAUCUCCAACUGAUAAGUCAGCCAUCUUAUCUAAUCAUGCUUCCUUUUUAGAUCCAAGUAUUGGUCAGUAUUGCCUAAUGUUGGCAAACAAAAAUAGCAUGAAAAAUGCUGUAGGAGAGCACAAUGCAGCAAUCCUCACUAUGUGGGCAAUUUUUAUGAGUGCCACUGCCUUAAAGAGAUGUGGCCUUCCUCUUGAAGCUUUGGAAUGCCUUUCAUAUUCUCUGGGCAUUUUUGGCGGUCCAGAUCAAGGAAGUGCAUCAGAUACUGGAAAUGCUGAACUUCUAAGCAAAAUGCUGAAGCCAUCUCCAAAUAAUUCCUUCUCUAACUGGAUUUCCGAUGAUGUGGCUUCUCAUAUGGAGUCACUUGUUAAACUAGAUUUAGCAAUGCAGUACAUCUCGAAGCUAUUAAUGGAGCAUCCAAGCUGGCGUGACACCAUUAUUUCAUCUCCUGGAGCACAUACAUAUUCUGAGUGCAAGGAAAAGAUAUCAUUAGAAAAUUUUCAGCAGAAAUUAUUUGCAGGAAUUGCAUAUUUUGAGCAGAAGUUUUCUUUGAUUCCUCUUCAUCUAAUGAACAUGAUUGUAAUUUAUCUACGCAACAAUGGUUUAUUCUUUAUUGGAUACCGGAUAAUGCAAGGCUAUAUUUCGAAAGAUCCUUCACACAGUAAAAGCAAUGCAUUUGGUGGUUUCCCCUUACAUCAUACCCAGUUCAAGCUACUUCUAAAGGAUGCUGAAGAAAUAUCCAAUUUAUUCUCAAGAUAUGUUGUUGUGUCUGGCAUAACUUGCUCUCAGUUUAAAUUAUGUUCAACAGAAAGUAGUGUGGCUGGUGGAAAAAAAAUUGGCUGCUUGGCCUCUUGGUGGGUUCACAUGCAGGGUCUCAUAGGGUUGUUUUGGAAUUUAAGAGCUGCAUUGAAGUUGUUCACUGGUUCCUGUGCCAAUGAUUUCAUCAGAACACCCUUUGUCAUUCUUGAUUUGUGGGAAUAUUUUGUAUAUUUUGCAUCAGCUUGGCUCCAUAGGAAUUAUAAAGGUCUAGUUCUUUUAGUGAAACCUAUUUUGAGCACAUCUACGAAUGGGCAUCCUCGGUAUAAAAUCAGCAUGGCAGAUUUGAAUGAACUCCUUCCCCAAGUUGCAGAGUCAUUGGCUCACGAUGCAUUGAUUGAUGAUGUAGGUGACACAGUUCAGAUGACCAAACCGAUUCAAAAUGAACAAAGUGGAAUUAUAAUUUCUUCAAUACCAGAAGACCUGAGAUGGCAAAUAAGAGUGGUUUCUUUAUGGGGCCACAUGUCUGGUUUUCUAAAUUAUCAGUUGAAUUCAUUACCUGAGAAGCUUGUAGAGAUUUACUUAUCUCAUCCUCCAUGCAGACUUUCCUCCUUUGUGUCUGAUUCUGAUAAUUCUGAACCUGAGGGCAUUAAUAUAGAGGCACAGAUCAUGCUUAUUUCUGUGGUUUUAUCUAGGUUACUGAAGACCACAUGUGCACAUAUACCUUCUUAUCGUGCAAAGCAUCUUGCAUUAUGCAUGCAGCAGAAAGUUGAGGAUGGACUGAGUACACGAACUCUUUUGUCGUUGGAAGAAAUUGGUCAGUCUCAACCCAGCGCCCCCCAUAAGCAUUUUAGUGGGGGAAUUGACAGUCUAAACAUGAUGAACUAUGAAAACGAAUUCCCAGAUUCUAAAAUUUUAUGGGAUAUCUGUGCUGAUCCAAAAAUUAUAUGUGAUGGUCUUGCACAAGAGGAUACUAAGUGGUCACAGUAUAUUAUGCCGAAGCACUUUAAUGGGUGGAGCAACAUAUAUAUUAGCCUCAUGGGAGAGCAUGAAGUUGAGGAAACUUGUGAUCAAGAAGGUAGGCCGGGCAAUAGUAUUGCCCGUAAGGAAACUUCUACAGAACGUCAUUCUUUUCUAAGUUCCGGCUGGAAGGGUACAAUGGCUACAAAGAAAUUUAUGCCUUUCCAUUCCCCAAAAGAACUUUGCAAGAGGAAUGGAGAACUGCUGGAGGCAUUGUGUAUCAACUCUAUUUAUCAACAGCAGGCAGCACUUGCUAGCAACCGAAAGGGGAUACUGUUUUUCAACUGGGGAGAUGGGCUACUUUUCAGCGAUAAAUCCGACUAUAUCUGGGCAGAGGCAGAUUGGCCACAGAAUGGGUGGGCAGGAUCUGAAUCUACCCCCGUUCCUACAUGUGUUUCUCCUGGGGUUGAUCUUGGAUUGGGUGGAGCAACCGUUGGUCUAACUCCUCUAGCAAGACCAGGAAGAGACUUAACGGGUGGUGGAGCUUUUGGAAUACCAGGUUAUGCUGGCAUUGGUGCCUCUGGCCUUGGUUGGGGCAUUCAAGAGGAUUUUGAGGAGUUUGCUGAUCCACCCGCCACUGCAGAAAAUAUUAGUACGAGGGCAUUCUCCAGUCAUCCUUUUAGGCCUUUCUUUUUGGUUGGCUCUGGCAAUACACACAUAUACUUAUGGGAGUUUGGUAAGGAUAAAGCUAGUGCAACGUAUGGAAUUCUUCCUGCCUCAAAUUUCCCUCCGCUAUAUGCUCUUGCAUCAAUAUCAGCUGUGCACUUUGACCACUGUGGUCAUCGAUUCGCAACUGCUGCAUUAGAUGGAACUGUAUGUGCGUGGCAGCUUGAGGUGGGGGGAAGAAGCAACAUUCAUCCAACAGAAUCAUCUAUCUGCUUUAACAACCACGCAGCGGAUGUAAGUUAUGUUACCUCUAGUGGAUCAAUAAUUGUUGCAGCUGGGUACAGCUCCAAUGGUGUUAAUGUGGUUAUAUGGGAUACUCUUGCUCCUCCAACGACAUCUCAAGCUUCCAUCAUGUGUCAUGAAGGCGGUGCUUGCUCCCUCUCUGUGUUUGAUAGUGACAUAGGCAGUGGUUCUGUUUCUCCCCUUAUUGUGACUGGUGGAAAAGGUGGCGAUAUUGGACUACAUGACUUCCGUUAUAUAGCAACUGGAAGGUCAAAGAGACAUAGGCUUUCUGAUUGUGGUGAACAAACUACUGCUGAGUCAGGGAACAGAAUUGGGGAUCAAAAUGCAAAUGGGAUGCUUUGGUAUAUUCCAAAGGCUCACUCAGGGAGUGUCACCAAAAUAUCUACUAUUCCAAAUACCAGUUUUUUCUUGACGGGAAGCAAAGAUGGAGAUGUCAAACUUUGGGAUGCCAAGAGAGCCAAGUUAGUAGUUCAUUGGCCAAAAUUGCAUGAAAGACAAACCUUUCUGCAACCAAGGUCACGUGGAUUCAGUGGAGUUGUCCGGGCUGCUGUUACAGAUAUUCAAGUUGUUUCCCAUGGUUUUCUUACAUGUGGGGGAGACGGUUCUGUAAAAUUGGUUCAGUUUAACGAUUUUCACAGGGAAUAUGAAUAGGUCAUCACCAAGUUCUUUUGAAACUCAGAGAAAAUUGCCAAUUUGAACUUCAGAAUGCAAAAAAGCCGUCAAGAAUUCUGAUGUACAGUGCAUCCGUGUGCCAGUUAUUACCCAAUCAUAAGCACAUGUAUGUUGCGGACAUACUUGUUUUUCUUGCUGUUGAAGUCAGAAAGGAUUGGCUGCUAGCUUUGAACACACCUUUUUGCAAAUAAUUCAGGAAGCCAUAAGGAACGAUAUAUUUUGUUCUAGAACCCAUACCAUUUCCUCCCCUAUUGAAAGUUCUCAGUCAGGAAAGGACAAAUGUAAAUGGACUUGAUUUGGCCCACAUUUAAAACUUCAGUUCCUGCAUGAGCCAAAAAUUUGAGCCUUGAAAUAUUCUUUCUAGAGUUGUGUAGCAGGUCGUCUUUGGAAAGAUUAAAGCGACCCAUGAACUGGUAGCCGUGGCUCUUCAUGUUAUCUCCUUUUUGAAGUCUUCCUUUUGCAGAGUUGCAUUUUUGAGAGUUCCGUAUUCAUUUGUAGCGUUGUUGACUAGAGCAUCUUACAUUGAUGUGUGAUCCUUUUUUGGCUACUAGGAUAUAUGGGUUAUUGGAAGUUGAAUCACUGAAAUGCGUUUGUAUAGCUAACAGAAAACAGUUGAUACGAGGUUUCGUUGAUUUUAGUUGUUCAUUUGUAUUGUGUUAUAAAGCAAUUGGUUAUUUAUUGCUACUUCUCUAACCUGUUUGAAACUAUGUAUUUCUUUGGGGGGAAAAAG
Messenger RNA from Ilex paraguariensis (yerba mate), 8386 nucleotides. NCBI's taxonomy places the organism in Eukaryota, Viridiplantae, Streptophyta, Magnoliopsida, Aquifoliales, Aquifoliaceae. The record is from the annotation of a GenBank genome assembly.